Lampris incognitus (smalleye Pacific opah) is the source of this 1119-nucleotide messenger RNA. RefSeq names its product homeobox protein aristaless-like 4. Gene Ontology annotation, biological process: regulation of transcription by RNA polymerase II. The record is from RefSeq and is a predicted model, not a curated record. Gene Ontology annotation, molecular function: DNA-binding transcription activator activity, RNA polymerase II-specific; RNA polymerase II transcription regulatory region sequence-specific DNA binding. The transcript is spliced from 4 exons. NCBI's taxonomy places the organism in Eukaryota, Metazoa, Chordata, Actinopteri, Lampriformes, Lampridae. The coding region runs from base 1 to 1119 and encodes 372 amino acids.
AUGAACGUGGAGACGUGCGUCUCAUACGGCGACAUGACAUCCAUGGACUCGUACUACAGCCCCUCCGCGACGCAAGGUCGAGACCAGCCGAGCAGCAACCCCUUUAGGACAUUCCAGACGGGCGACACCAAGUACGGCCCCUCUUUCCUGCCCGGCAAAGGUCAGCCGUACGGCGAGAAGCCCCGCAGCCCCUUCCAGCAGGACUGCCCGCUAUUGGACGCCGCGGCCGGGGACGGCACGUUCAGCAAAUACCAGCAGCUCUUCCUGCAGAGGACCUCCUGCAAAACACCGCCCGGGCCCGCCAAGCUGCACCAGGACGCCAGCGGAGCGGCGCUCCUGCCCUGCUACGGUAAAGACAGCACAGGCCUGACUGACUCUGACUUGGCCCCGACCUCCGAAGCCCCUGGAAUGGACGGCAGCUACCUGGGCGUGAAGGACCAGGGCGUCAAGGGCCCUUCUGACAGGCCGCUGGGCACCGACCUGGCCAGCCCUCUGGACAAGGGGGACGGCGGGGAGAGCAACAAGGGCAAGAAGAGACGGAACCGGACGACCUUCACCAGCUACCAGCUGGAGGAGCUGGAGAAGGUGUUCCAGAAGACGCACUACCCCGACGUGUACGCCCGCGAGCAGCUGGCGCUGAGGACGGACCUGACCGAGGCCCGUGUGCAGGUAUGGUUCCAGAACCGCCGGGCCAAGUGGAGAAAGAGAGAGCGCUUCGGUCAGAUGCAACAAGUCCGGACACACUUCUCCACCGCGUAUGAGCUGCCUCUUCUUACCAGGCCUGAGAACUAUGCACAGAUCCAGAACCCGUCAUGGAUCGGAGGCAGCAGUGCAGCAUCACCUGUGCCGGGCUGCGUUGUGCCCUGCGACACCGUGACGCCCUGCAUGACCCCUCACCCCCACUCUGCCAGCGGGGUGUCCGACUUCCUGGGCGUGGCCAACCCUGGCGGCCACGUGGGACAGGCGCACAUGGGCAGCCUGUUUGGAGGACCCCCCGGCAUGGGAACGAGCAUCAACGGGUACGAUCUCAACAUGGACCCUGACCGCAAGUCCUCCAGCAUCGCCACCUUGCGCAUGAAGGCCAAAGAGCACAGUGCAGCUAUUUCUUGGGCUACAUGA